AUGGAGUCGAAUCGCGCCAACGACAACAAUGUAAGGAGAGCUUCAGAAGAAAUGUCGCUCGGCGAAGCAAGGAAGCAAGAGCCCUCGUCGCCUACUGGCUCCCUAAUCGAAUUCGACAUCGGUGCCCGCGGCUCGAUCCGUAAAUCCUCAACGCAAUUCGAUGGCCACUCGCAAUAUUCUCCGCCGCCGUCACAGGAACCACCGUUAUCCGUUUCCGCAGAAUCCUCGCCGAUGAAAUCUCCGCCGCCCGUCCAAACAAUGGGCCACCCGCCGGGAUACGAUCCAAACCGGAUUCCGGCGUCGGUUUUCGCUAAAUCGCCGGGGAAUGCUUCAGAAUGGAGCGCGACGUCGAACGAGUCAUUGUUCAGUAUUCAGAUGGGCAACAACAGCUUCUCCCGGGACUACAUGUUUCUGUUUGGGAAAUCCGACGAGGUUCCGAGGAUAGACGAUUGGAGCUAUUCUCCGUCGCACCCGCUUGGCUCGCCUGGGGACAUCCCGAGACUCAAAGAAUCGUCCAAGUCUGAGCCGAGUAAUUCCCCGGCCACCCUCCCGGAAGCGCGAUCGCCGGAACAAGGCAGAAUAUCGUCACCGUCGCCGUCCCCGUCCCCGGACGAGCAAUCGAAACCCGAGAAGAAAGACAGCAGUAGUCCGAAAAUCGUCAUAGCGAAUCAUACGAGGGAGAAAUCGAUCUCAGAUCUUGCUGUCGAUCCGCCUGCCGCUUCCCCAAAAAGUCCCGCCGUAAAAACUCCGGCGCCAGCCGAGACAACGCCGCCAGGCCCUCCAACCCCGCCGACGCCGUCUACACCGACAACUUUCCCGAGCCCGCCGCGGUUCUCCAACGAGAGCGGCAACAGCGGGAGCUCCUUCGCCUUCCCGGUGUAA
Messenger RNA from Andrographis paniculata, 882 nucleotides. RefSeq lists its product as uncharacterized. The coding region runs from base 1 to 882 and encodes 293 amino acids. Lineage: Eukaryota; Viridiplantae; Streptophyta; Magnoliopsida; Lamiales; Acanthaceae. The transcript has a single exon. The record is from RefSeq and is a predicted model, not a curated record.